Messenger RNA from Cyprinodon tularosa, 2408 nucleotides. It is a transcript of the gene mgme1, whose product is annotated as mitochondrial genome maintenance exonuclease 1. The coding region runs from base 33 to 1085 and encodes 350 amino acids. Gene Ontology annotation, cellular component: mitochondrion. The transcript is spliced from 5 exons. Gene Ontology annotation, biological process: mitochondrial DNA replication. The record is from RefSeq and is a predicted model, not a curated record. NCBI's taxonomy places the organism in Eukaryota, Metazoa, Chordata, Actinopteri, Cyprinodontiformes, Cyprinodontidae. Gene Ontology annotation, molecular function: single-stranded DNA exodeoxyribonuclease activity.
UUCUGUGCUUCCGUUGUGUUGAAACCGCAAGAAUGUUCGUUUUGAGCCGCGUUUUGUUCUGUGGAGGCGUCAUGGUCCCUGAACGCACCUCCCUCACUGUGUGUCAAUUCUCCGUUGUUCACCGCCUCACAUCCCCCAGGAAAAACAGUCCCUACAGCUCUGUGGACAGUGAGCGCUAUUCCUCUCUUGUAAAAUCCGUCAUGUCCUCCCGGGUCAGCUCUCAGACCCCAGAAAGCCUUCAGGCUGAAGACGAUCAGAUGUAUGGACCGGUUGUCAAAGCGCAGAUGCCUUCACGGAAUGAACCCAGGGUACCGAAAAUACUCUAUUCUCUCUUAAACUCUGAACGAGCUCUAGAAACUGAGGAUCCAGAGACCGGACCACCAACCCGGAUUAUGUUAAAUCGGGGACAGGGGAGACCGUUUGUCCCGAGUGUGACUCGCAUUCUUCAGCAGACCCUUUCUUCAGAGCAGAGCUUCUACCUGGAGAGAUGGAAGAGGAGGAUGAUCGCUGAGCUUGGGGAGGAAGGCUUCAAGGCAUACAGCCAGAAUCUUUUCAAACAAGGGAAAGAUUUCCAUGCGGCUCUGGAGGGCAUUCUGACCUCUGCCGAAAGAUGGAAAAGUGGGAAUCUCUUGGAGACAUCAGAGUUUCCUCCUGAAGUACAAGGAUACGUCCAAAGCAUCUCUCACGUAUUAGAGGACGUAAGAGCAGUGAGGGCCAUUGAAAGCACUGCGCAGCACAGUGCCCUGAAUUACUUGGGAAUUGUGGACUGUGUUGCUCGCUACAAGGGUGUGUUGUGUGUUAUAGAUUGGAAAACUUCGGAAAAACCCAAACCAUUCCUCAGCAACACCUAUGACAACCCUCUUCAAAUAGCAGCAUAUGCUGGGGCUCUGAACAGUGAUGACAACUACAAAUACCAGGUUGAAAAUGGGCUUAUAGUUGUUGCCUACAAAGAUGGCACACCGGCUCAUGCUCACCAGGUAAACGCAGAGCUGAUGUCAGAGUACUGGAAAACAUGGUUAUUACGUCUUGAAGAUUUCAGUGAACCCAGAUCAAGUGCUUCAUCAAGUCCAUCUCCUGAAAAGUGAGACGUGUCAAGAGAUCUGCACUGACAAAGUUCCAGCUUGAUAACUGAAGCCUGAAAUAGAAACUAAAAAAUUAGAAAUGUUUUUUCUAUUUAUUCUCAGCUCUUAUUGUUUUUGAAACAAAUGCAAAUAACGUGCUCACACCUUGUAAUUAUGAUUUUUUUUUUAAUGUUUCAACUAAUAUAUAAGUUGAUGUUCUUGUAUGGAAGCAUUUAUAAAUGAUUGAAUCCAAACCACGCUUCUCUAUAGGAGGGGUCCUCUGAGAAGCCCAUGCUUUUGAAGAGCUUGUAGGAGACUUUGUUCUCCUCCUCUAUGAAGCAGAACACCGGGUAUCCCUGACCAAUGAGUUUCUUAGCCAUGCUGCUAAUCAGGACUUUAGCGUAGCCUUUCCCUCUGUGCUCCGGCAAAGUAUACAGCAUUCCAAGGGCACAGGACACAUAGGUCAACAUCCAGGACACAGGCUUUCCUUCGGCAUCCAUCACACAGCAGGACGGGAAGUUUGUAACCAUGUUGCGGAUCAUCCUAACAGCCUCUUGGUUCUUUGAAAACUUCCAUGUCUGAUUCACCAAGUCGAUGUGGGAUUCAUCCAGGGAGUCGAUGCUGAUCCCUGAGCUGAUGCACAAAAGACAGAAAAACAUUUCAGAGAGGUUUCUGUUAUGUUAAUAAGACAUUAUUUUAAUAACUUUAUAUACAUUGUUUUUGUGUUUUGUAAAGUUGGUUGUACCAGUCUAUAGCGGGUAGCUUGGAUGCAUCGUCCAGGAUCAUCAUGUGACAAAUGGACAGUUUGUAGCUGGGAACAUUCCUUUCUGAUGCAGCUGUUUUAAUGAUUUCCAUGUGUGGAAGACUGAUCCCUAUAACACAAGCAAUCACAGCUCGAGUAAAACCUGGUGUGCAUUUUUUCCAUAAAUAAGAUUAAUAUAACAUCUGUCUGCAGUGGAUUGCAUGGUUUGUCACCUUUCAAACACAAAUGUCAAUGGUUUUUACUGGAAUAUUAUAUUGACAGAAAAAAGUACAAAAAGAACACAUGCAGGGUAUUUUAUGAAUAAGAUGAAGAUUGAGGUGUGAAUUUGUACAUGAUGCUGGAUACUUAAAGUGCAAUUGCUAUCUUUAGUAAUCUAAUCAGUUAACAGAGCCCAUCUGGGUGUAUUGCACUGCAAAGACCUUGGUUUGUUAGAGAGAUGUGUGAAUUCAGACAGGUCAGGGAAAAAUUGAAGGGCCGUUAAUUGCCAUAAGAAAUCAAAUAUUGGUCAGAUAUUUGUUUCGAGAUAUACAGAGCUGGUGGAGACAGGUCCAACAAUAAGCCGUUUUCCUAAGGAUUAUAAUAUG